Molecule: messenger RNA, 1035 nt
Organism: Meloidogyne enterolobii
Lineage: Eukaryota; Metazoa; Nematoda; Chromadorea; Rhabditida; Meloidogynidae
Source: the annotation of a GenBank genome assembly
AUGGAUUUUAAUUUUUCUUUUGUAAUUAUCUUAAUGUUAAUGGAUGUUUUGCUUAUAAAUUCACUUUCACCGCCAAUAACACCACCAACUGAUCCCAAAAAAUUAGAACCCAAACCGAGCUUGAAAGAUGAAAUUAAAGGAAUUCAAUAUGGAUUUGAUGAAAAGGAUGAACCGCGCCAUUUUCAAUUUCGAAAGGAUAUAGAGGCAAAUUAUAAAGGAAAGUCUGGAUAUGUUUGUAAAACUUAUAAAAAUGGGGUUUAUUGUGGUUGUGUAAUUAGAGGUAAAUUACCUGAGAAAUUUAAUUUGCCAAUACCGGACAUGGACUGUGCUGAGAAUUUUUGGAAGAUAGCUGCGAUGGCAAUGUGUGGGAAUGGGUAUUUUGACCAAAUGAAGCUUUGUGCUCUGACCAAUUUUUUUGAUGAUCAGAAACCGGAGAAUGUUCCAAAAGACAAUCGACAUAAAAAAAUGUUGGUGCUUUUGGAUGGCUGUGCGACAUGUUCUGGUGGCGGCAAAAUUACGGGAUUACGUAUCACACAUUUAGAGGAAGCUGGCGGCUUCUUUUCUAAAUGUGAUGAAAUGAAGGAAUUUGAAGCCUUUAGCGUUUCCGAUCUUUCAAUUAAUAUCCCUGCUAGUAAUAAGGUUGAUGGAAAUUCUGCAUCAUUUACAAUCCCCGCCAUUUUAACUCAUCGUGUAUGUAACAACAUUUUUUAUGAAAAUAUUGCUAAGGAUAGUUAUGUUAAUGUUAAACUUCACAUUGAUUAUGAGUGUGGUGGAAGCAAAGCAAAAAAGGUCGUCGAUUUGCCAUCUAUUGAUCUGAAAUCGUUCAAAAAUCGUAUUGCGGAAAUCCGUGGAUUGUGGAUUAAUCUGGAUGGGGGAAAUACUAAACAAUAUGUUAGGGAAGGACUUGAUUUCAAGAUUAAUGACAAAAUGGGUGGAAGCUGGACAGAUCCGAAUCUCGAUUGUUGGACAAAAAAUGAAAUUUGUAAAUUGAAAUGAUGAAAUUGUAAAUUGAAAUAAGUUAUUUAAUGUAUUUUU